Molecule: messenger RNA, 6807 nt
Organism: Lasiosphaeria miniovina
Lineage: Eukaryota; Fungi; Ascomycota; Sordariomycetes; Sordariales; Lasiosphaeriaceae
Exons: 3
Coding region: 175-6399 (2074 amino acids)
Biological process (GO): chromatin organization
Cellular component (GO): nucleus; HIR complex
Molecular function (GO): nucleosome binding
Source: RefSeq, a predicted model, not a curated record
AACGGUUCGGGCGUUUCUACACCUCAGUCGAGGAACAUUCAGCAUUUAACUUUUAGUUCAAUUCAACACGGGGCUAACAUCGACGUUCCCACCGCGGGAUUAAACGUCGCUGUUCCUUUCUCUUCGGUACCCCCUGUUGCGAAGAAAAUAUAUGCAUUUUAACAAUUUGGCAACAUGCCAGCUUUCUUAGCCAUCAAUGUCGAGCCUGAGGACAAUGUCGACGAGGAGGUCGAUACAACUCGGGAACUUCAGGUCGACGAUUCUUUCAAAUUAUUCCAGACUGCCCUCAAGCUUCACGCGCAAGGGCCCCGGUUCUUCGACGAAGCCUCCGAUGCCUACGAUGCGCUAUUCGAGUCCGAGAUCUUCAAGUACCCCGAGGCAAAGACUGAGUACGAGCGCAACGAGAGGCGGCCAGAUGGAACGUUCGUCGUAGAACCCGUGUUUGCGCCCGGCGCCGACGUAGCCCAAGCCGACGUCGACGGAAUCGGCUCUCUUCUUCCUCAGGCCUUAUAUCUGUCAUACAAGAAUCAUGGCCAGUUUGUUGUGGACCGCAUCAAACAUAGGGUGCGCACGGCACCACACACAGCCGCAAAAGCCGUCUUUAACACCCCAGAAGUCCAGGAGGACGCACACAAAGCCCUGGAGGACUUCAACGCCGCCCUUGACCGCGAUCCGUCAGAUGCAGAACUAUGGCGGAAAACUGCUCGCGUUGCUGCUUUCCUCAAGAGCACUCGCAUCAGUCGGUAUAGUUUGGAGGCAGCCGUCGAGCUCGACGAUGACCCGGCAGUUGUGGAGGUUGAACCGCCGUCUUUGGCUGAGGGCUUUGCUGGAGAGCAGCUUAAAGAACAGCUGGAGGUUUUGGACGACAAAAUGGCUUUGACCCACCCCGCAAUAGUUCCUUUUCGUGAGAGAGGUUUGCUGCCGCAACUGAAGCGAUUCCUGGAUCCCAUGCCAUUCCUCCCUAAUCCAACAAAGUCAGUAGCUAUCACGAAGGAGCAGUCGGAUCCUGUCGCAGCGCCUCGCCUAGUCCUUGACAUCUCGAGCUACUCUUGGGCCGAAUUGGGCAUGGCCUUGGUUCGUUUUGUCGACGAACACGGGUUGUCCGGGCAAGCUGUUCUCAUUCAGGGUCCUAUUAUGGUUUUCGAGAACGACGUCCAAAUGGAGAUUGAUAAACAACUACAGCCCUUGGAUUCCUCUCCACCCCGGAUCAGGAUAGCAGAUACUACUACAACGGAAGAAACCUCUGCCGAAAACCCCAAAGAUGCUGACUCCAUUGUGAAAGAACCAAAGUCGGCGACUGUCGAGGGCGUCACUCCCAGGGACCAGCGUCUCCCAGAGCGGAGCAACUCACUCCCCUCAAGAAAACGCUCACAGUCGGUGGCAGGCUUGGCGGAUGCGCAAGAUGAAGAAAAUGCCGAUACUAAGAGAAGCAAGCGAACGAGACGUCGAGAUACGGCAGCCGAGGAGGCCAUGGAUCCUGCUACUCUUCUCGCGACCCAGUUACAGCCUUUUCAGGCUGCUGAUCAGAAUCUCUUCCAGACCACAAAGAACCUCCUCGAAAACCUAGGGGUGACAGAUCGGGUCACUCUUGACAGACUCGCCGAAGUCCUUGAUUCAUGUGCCUCGGAUGACCGGACAGGCAAAAUCCAAAACGUAUCAACAAGAGAUCUGCGUGAUGCUAUUGUGAAAUUUGACGACGACACCGCAAAGGUCCUGCUAGGGGACGGAGAGUCUUUUGCGCCUAGCCUCUCUGGGUUCCUCGAGCACGCAAAGGCCGGUUCUCAGCGAACUGUCGAGCCUCCGGCUUUCGAUGACACGCGAAGCGUGCGGAGCUUUGUGGAAAAGUCGAAUGCAGGAUGGAACACGGUACAUGACAUUGCAUACUUGUAUGCAGUGGCUAUGGUUCAGAGUUACGAGCACCUCAAGUGGUCCGAGCAGAUGAAGACUUCUAUGGCCCAAGUUAUCAGCCACCUUGAUGGAAGCAUCUAUGAGAGAGUUCUACAUGAGCUCGAGGUGUGCCAGACGGGCGGACAGGAGGAGAUGCUCAACGACAUCAUCAGCCUCAUCCACAUGCUACUCGAGCUUCACCUAGAUGUUUACGAGCGCAUUACGAAUCCUAACAGCGUAGUUGACCAAAUCACGAGGAUUGAAAUGCGAGAGAGGCUCGAGAGAUGGCUUCACCUCACCACUAAUGUCAGCCGCCGUCACGUACAGAAUCCGGACGAUUCAUUCUCACUUCGUCUUCUCUGGGCUGCAGCCUGUUCUACGACGGUCGCGAAAGACAUAGCGCGCGACCACAUCCUCACCUGCUGGUACAGCUUACGCGAUUACCUUGCCGGGUCCCCUGCUGCCGACAUCAGCCUGCCAAAUAAUACCAUCAUGUCCGAAAUCUCAUCGGGUGCUGCAGACCGUGAGAUAUCCAAGUUGACGACGAUGGACUUCUUUUUGGGCCUGUUCCAAGAAGACAUGGGAGAUCCCGCGUCUGUCAUUGAAACUCUGGAGCCCGUUCUGAAUCCCGACUCGGUCGCAAUCAAUCCAGCUGUGCCCGAGACCAACGGGACCAACGGGGACAGCGGCAAGCAUAAAACGGUCGGACAACCUAUCAAGGAGGUUGCAAGCCAGGGCCUUCAAGACCUCUGGAGGUUUCUGCAGGGAAGCAGCACUGAGCUACGUCUGCUCCUUUGGGCAAGGCUCGGAGAGGCAUACGGAAAAAUCGAGUACGCCACAAAGCAGUUUUCCUGCCUGCUGCGGAGUAUCGAGACAAUUGUCGCCGACUUUGAGCGCGACGAUUACAUCAAUACCCCCCCAGAGUCCCGAAAAGGUCUUUUCAUGACAAUGUUGAAGGCCCUCGACCAACUCGUUAUUGACUCGUUGUAUCUGGCCUUGAACGACAACAGCUCGUUUGACAUCGUCGAUGAAGAUCACUUGCGGUCUACUCUGUCUGCCCUGGCAAAAGUCAACUGCCUUUUGCACGUGGCGGCAAUGUACGAGGACGAGGUUCGUAUCGGGAUGACCCAGGCCGCUGCGUCUGGGUCAAUGUUCACGUCAUUCCUCACCAAGCUUCGUGAGAUGCAGGUCAGGACAUGGUCUCUCCAGUACACGGUACUGAAAGUCGGCGUCAACCAGCACCCGGCAAUCUUUUCAAGGCCUGAAAACGACCUUGCCGAUUACCUAGCAGCGGUCCAUCAGGUGCUGGGCUUGCGGAAAUGCUGCAAGUCUUCCAACAAGAUCUUCCUCAAAAUGAUGCGCAUUGAGCUUCUUAAGCAGAAGAACAUCGAGAACUGGGAGGACUAUCUAGGCCAAGUUCUCUAUGAUCUUCACGGCCUCAAAAUCGGGGUUGGAGUCUGGGAGGUCCAGGACCACGGUUGCCCCCCCGAGACAUUGAAACAGAAACAGGCCAUGGCGCUCGUUGAGAAGAUUACCGUCCUUGCGAACAGGAUGACAAUGAAGGAUCUGCUCAAGUCAGACCUAAAGACAACGAUCGAGCACAUGCAACAAGCCAUUGGAUCGAGCAAGUCUACUCCUCAGAUGAUGCUUAACCUCCGCAACUUUACAGAGUACCUGAAGACUGCAAUCCACCCCUUGCACCUAUAUCAAGCCCUCACCGGCAAUAUCGAUCUAGAUGCCAUCACAAUCAACACGCCGGAGAGUGCCCCUGCCAAACAGGGCUGGUUUUUCUUGCAAGGCAUGAUUGCCCUCACCAAAUUCAAGGGAGUAGACCUCAAUAGGCGACAGACGCCGGGCGCUACUGACGACCUGCGUAUCGGUGCGACAUUCUUGCGGCUCCAGCUUCAGUUUACGCCGGAUCGGUGGGAUGCGUGGUUCCGCCUUGCCGAGUGCUUUGACUACGAAUUGGAUGAAGCUGUUCUCUGGACUGCCGACAAGAUGAACAAGGACCGGGCUGACUUGGUCAAAUUUCAGCGGAACUCAAUCCACUGCUAUACUCUGGCGCUAUCGCAUUCAUAUGCAUGGGCUUCGGACCCUUUUGCCUUCACGGCCUCGGAAGACGAUGCGGAUGCACUAUUCGACAUGUACCACGAGUUUGGCAUGCGAAUGUAUGCAUCCAGCCGCGAGCCAUUCGCAAUGGAACCCUUCAAGCACGAAGACCAGGAGCGGUUCUUCAUUGAAACAAUGGGUGCUGGAACAUACAAGAAGAUCUUGCACAACCAAAUGUCGGACUACCAAGUCUGGAAGUUCGCAGCCAACCUAUUCAAGAAGGCCAUGGCGGGCAAGCCAAAAGAGUGGAAGAACCCUUACAUGGUAGCAAAAUGCCUUUGGAAGAUGUACCAAAAGCCAUUGGAUGCUCUCGACCAGAAGAACCGACUAAGCCGCCCGACGAUGCAAACCGUGCUGGAUGCUCUCGAGAAAACCGUCGAGGUCGCCUGGGCGUUACCAAAACCACGCCACGGCCAGUAUCCCAUUCUGGAACCACAUUACAAGGUUCUUUCUGUGGUCUACAAGCUCGUUAGGCGCGGCGAUCUCACUGCCCAAGAGGGCGCCAAAAUCUUACAACGCCAGCCAUACGCCCCCGAUCACAGCUCGGAAGUCACGAUCGGUGAUGCUGAUGAAUGGGAAGCAUAUGUGAUUAGAUCAUUGCGUUACUUGCGCGACAAGGACAAGUCAAACUGGCAGCAUCGUUUUAUCAUGCGCCAUGCCCGCAUUCUCUUCGACGAAGCCGAUGUCGAGGGCGAUGGCGGGGGAUACGUCGCCGCCAAAGCCGCUUUCGCAGUUCUGCGCGAGAACAUGUUCACCAAGACAAUGGUAAUGAACGUCUGGAAGUGCGACGCCGAGCGGCCCGGUCGCCACCAUGUCUACACCGAACAGUACAUACGUUUUGCGGUUCGGCUGCUUGCCGUUAUGAACGACCGAACCAACCUCGAAGCGGUGCUGCGCCGGAUACGCAAGAAGGGUAUUGACUUCUAUCAUUUCAACGAGCUGUGGCAAUCUUGCGUCUUGAUAUAUGUGAAACUCCUCCGCCAGACCUACGAUAUUCCCUUGACGGAAGAGGAAGCGUUUAAGAGCCUUACCCCAGAGGAGUUCGACGUCCUCGGCGAGAAAAUCACCGAGUGGGCCACGAAGACAGAGGCUGAAGGCCACAACGCGCUCAGCGCCAUGAGAGAAGCAGUGGAGCUCAAGAAGCUGAAUGCCAACCUAAUGAAAGCCGGGCCGAUUGACGAUCUAAUUGCGGACUGCUACUCGGCCAUCUACCUCGAACUCAAGUCCGAGUUACCUGGAUCGGAGGUCGCCCAAAUCAAGGACGAGCGCAACCAAGGGCAGGAUGAGGGACCACGGACCGAUGACAACACAGAGGCCAAGGGCAAGCUUCUGAACGGACUUCUGGGCGCUCACGACCGGGAGUCUACUGUGUUGGGUUCUCUUCGAAGCUGUUCGGAGCAGCCGGAGAAGGCAGACAAGCCCCUCUCAUUUACUGGAGAAGCUGCACCACGAGUAGGACGACGAGCCGGUGUCAGGCGUGCGGAUAUUCUCCGCAAGGCCGAGCAAGCGGUCGCCCGCUCCGCCGAAGGGCCGCCCAAAUCUGCUGGCGGCGCCAACGGGGCCAGCACAAAGUCUCGCUCCCGACUCGGCUCUACCUCUAGUGGCAGGAAUGGUCAUUCUGCUGGAGAAGAGGAGAAUGGCGGUAGCGGCAGUGAUAGCGAUACCGGGGACGGGAACGCUCAGCAUCCCGAAGAUGAGGAUGUAGAGAUGAGGGAUGCAGACGGUGACGACAGGCAUGGCAGUGCCCACGAGAACGGGCACGACGACAAUGGCAGCGAGAUUUCAAGCCCGCCAAGAAGCGUUCAUGAUUCGGCAGACGAUGAGAGCGACCUUAGCGACGUCCCUGCCGACUACGAGGAUGACAUACCACCGUCAUUGCUAUUUCCGAACCUCCGGAAGAGCGUGGAAAUGAGCAUCGCUGCCGAGACGGCUGCUGACGAUAGCUCCAACCAGAGCACUGCCGAUGAGGGCGAAGAGGGUGAAGAAGGCGAAGAGGGUGAAGAAGUUGAGGAGGCCGAAGAACUUGAGGAGGAUGAAGAAGGCGAAGAGGCCGAAGAGGCCGAAGAAGCCGAAGUUCCUGGUGAGGUCGAGGUGGCUGAUAGCGCUGGCGACGACGAUGAAGCCGAGAUUGAGAUCGAGGUUGGGGGCGAGAUCAAGGCUGGGAGCGAGAUUGAGGCUGACGAAGGUAGCGAAGUCGAAGACGAAGACGACGAAGAGAUAGGAGAAGCUGAAGAGGCGGAAGAGGAAGAAGAGGAAGAAGAUGGAGAGGAGGGGGAGGAGGCAGAAGAGGUUGACGAUGGGGAAGAUGAAGAGGGAGAGGAUGAGGGUGAAGAGGAAGAAGAACCAGAGCGUCGUCUGGGCUCGCCGAUGGAGGACGAAGGUGACACUAGUGCGAGCGAAUAGCGGACUUUGCAUGAGCUGAGAAAUGAUUUUACGGCGCAAAAGGGGGUAACCGGUGUCUGUAUAUCAAUAUAAACAAUGGGCAAUCGGUUGGGUGGGACCUAGUAAAGGGCCGGGCAGACUACAGCGUUUGGGGCAAGGCGUUCAUUCUGAAGCGUAUUUCAUCUACUAUUAGGUUUUAUCGGUAUUUCAUGAAUAUAGAGCCGUGGCUGAUGUUUCACUCAUGUAAUCCUGCGCAGCUGUUGUGGUUCCAUGUUAAGGCAUUGGCACCCUGUCUCGACCGGGUAGGUGAGGUACAAUUCGCCUUAGCCGAGUGUUUCGGAUUUUCUUGCCCUGCUCUACUAAUUAUGAUAUGAGCAACUAGUAAAUUGUGUGGGGGUUGUGAGGAUUCAAUCUUCCGGUAGUUCGCAC